Balearica regulorum gibbericeps (East African grey crowned-crane) is the source of this 3663-nucleotide messenger RNA. Lineage: Eukaryota; Metazoa; Chordata; Aves; Gruiformes; Gruidae. The record is from RefSeq and is a predicted model, not a curated record.
GACGAGCUCGUCAUCCCAGCGCCCAUCCAGCAGGUGGUGACGGGGCAGUCCGGCCUCUUCACGCAGUACAACAUCCAGAAGAAGGCCAUGACAGUCCGCGAGUUCAGGAGAAUCGCCAACAGCGACAAGUACUGCACACCCCGCUACACGGACUUUGAAGACCUUGAACGAAAAUACUGGAAGAACCUUACAUUCAAUGCCCCUAUCUAUGGUGCUGAUGUUAAUGGCACGCUUUACGACAAGCAUGUGGACGCGUGGAAUAUUGGCAGAUUGAACACGAUCCUGGAUAUUGUGGAGAAUGAAAGCGGCAUAACCAUUGAAGGAGUGAAUACUCCUUACCUAUAUUUUGGCAUGUGGAAAACUUCCUUUGCUUGGCAUACCGAGGACAUGGAUCUCUACAGUAUUAAUUACUUGCAUUUUGGGGAACCCAAGUCAUGGUACUCUAUCCCUCCAGAGCAUGGGAAGCGACUGGAGAGACUCGCAAAAGGUUUCUUUCCAGGAAGUGCCCAAAGCUGUGAAGCGUUUCUUCGUCACAAGAUGACCCUCAUCUCUCCAUCAAUUCUAAAGAAAUACGGCAUCCCAUUUGAUAAGGUGACACAGGAGGCUGGAGAGUUCAUGAUAACCUUUCCUUAUAGCUAUCAUGCUGGCUUUAAUCAUGGCUUUAACUGUGCCGAAUCUACCAACUUCGCUACUCUUCGGUGGAUUGAGUACGGAAAGCAGUCUGUACUGUGCUCAUGUCGGAAGGAUAUGGUGAAGAUCUCCAUGGAUGUGUUUGUGAGGAAGUACCAACCAGAUCGUUACAAGCUUUGGAAAGCCGGGAAGGACGUGACUGUCAUUGACCAUGCUCUGCCAACCCCAGAGGCAGCAGAGUUCCUUAAAGGGGAUCUCAUGCAAAAAGUCAAGAAUGGGAAACAGUGUGCUGAGGAAAUGGAAACAGGAGACACAUGUAAAGAGGAGGUGGAUGGGGAUGAGACAAAAAGCAUUCCCAAGCAUCGCAUAGGAACAAAAAGGCACAGGGUCUGCCUGGAAGUGCCUCAGGAGGUGAGUGAGAGCGAGGCCUUCCCCAAGGAGGAGCUGAGCUCCACACAGUAUGAAGCGGACAUGGCAGAGCCUCGUGAGGGACCUGCAAGUGAACUUCCACAGCAAGGUGAACAAGGGCUCAAGCUUCCAGAUCGUGUGGACUCAGCCAAAUUUGAAGAACUGAAAACAGUGAAGCUCGAGGAGGAAGAGCAAGAAGCAGCUGCAUUGGAUCUCUCCAUUUCACAUGCUUCAAAUUCCACUUCGGUUUUGAUGACUUCGAAGCAGGGCACAACUUCCAGCGCGCAGCCCAGCUCGCCUGCAUAUUCUGGUUCUUCAGACUCUGAGUCGACUGAUUUGUUAGCAAAACGAACUCUUCCUGGGCCAGCUGGGGUGCUUACAGUCCAUAGCUAUGCUAAAGGGGAUGCCAGCGGAUCUGACAACGAACAGACUUCAGGAAAGAAAGCCAGUGCCACCGCCAGUGUGAAUGAACAAGAACUAGCAGAGGUAGCAAAGGAGUACAUAAGAUCAAUGAAGGAGAGUAAGAAGUCCAAGGGUCGUCGCCAGCCGUUGAGCAAGCUCCCACGCCAUCACCCACUCUUGGUUAAAGACUGCACUAGUGAUGAUGAGGCAUCAGAGCAACUAACUCCUGAAGAAGAGGCUGAGGAGACAGAAGCAUGGGCCAAGCCACUUAGCCAGCUGUGGCAGAAUCGGCCACCAAAUUUUGAGGCUGAAAAGGAAUACAAUCGGACCAUGGCUCAGCAGUCUCCUUACUGUGCUGUUUGUAUGCUCUUCCAGACGUACCAGGCAGAGUGUGGAGGCAACAGUCAAAACUCUGGAGUAACUCCAGCUGCUGUGGAUGGGAAGAUCCGAACCAAACCCCUGAUUCCUGAAAUGUGCUUUACUACAACUGGCUGCAGCACUGACCUCAAUCUUUCAACCCCCUACUUAGAGGAAGAUGGAACCAGCAUCCUCAUCACCUGCAAGAACUGCCAUGUCUGUGUUCAUGCAAGUUGUUAUGGUGUAUCCCCUGACAAGGCCACUGAAGACUGGAUGUGCUCCAGGUGUACAGAAAAUGCCUUAGAAGAGGACUGCUGUUUGUGUUCAUUACGUGGAGGAGCACUGCAGAGAGCCAAUGAUGACAAGUGGGUUCAUGUGAUGUGUGCUGUCGCUGUACUGGAGGCAAAAUUUGUGAACAUUGCAGAGCGGAGUCCUGUAGAUGUUGGCAAAAUCCCCCUGCAGCGUUUCAGACUGAAAUGCAUCUUCUGCAAGAAAAGAAGAAAGAGAAUUGCAGGUUGCUGUGUGCAGUGCUCACAUGGUCGAUGUCCCACAUCCUUUCAUGUCAGCUGUGCCCAAGCAGCAGGAGUCAUGAUGCAGCCUGAUGACUGGCCAUUUGUUGUCUUCAUUACCUGCUUCAGGCAUAAGAUUCCGUCUCAGGCAGAGCGAGCUAAGGCUGCACUCCAGGAUCUGUCACCUGGACAGAUAGUCAUCAGCAAGCACAAGAAUGGCCGCUUCUAUCAAUGUGAAGUGGUCAGCCUUGCAAAGGAGACUUUCUACGAGGUCAACUUCGAUGAUGGUUCCUUCAGUGAUAACCUGUAUCCAGAAGACAUUGUGAGUCGAGACUGUCUUCAGUUAGGUCCCCCUGCUGAAGAUGAAGUUGUGCAGGUGAGAUGGACGGAUGGACAGGUUUAUGGAGCCAAGUUUGUUGCAUCACAUGCCAUCCAGAUGUACCAGGUGGAAUUUGAGGAUGGGUCACAGCUGAUGGUGAAAAGGGAUGAUGUGUAUACUCUUGAAGAGGAGCUUCCUAAGAGAGUGAAGUCAAGGCUGUCAAUAGCUUCAGAUAUGCGCUUCACAGAGAUCUUCGCAGAGAAGGAGGUCAGGCAAGAGAGGAAGAGACAAAGAGUGAUCAAUUCACGCUACCGUGAAGAUUACAUUGAACCUGCAUUGUACCGGGCCAUCAUGGAGUAAGCGCUGCCUGUGGCAGAGGAAGAAGAUGCCCGCCUCCCCCAAGGAUUUAAACGCUCCAGUACAACAGGCCAUAUUUGGAUGCUUCGAAUCCAGGGUUUUUUUGUUUUGUUUUUUUUAAGGAAGCUAAAAAGCUGAUGCUCUGCAGUAGCUGAAAGGCAGCUGUUGGAUAGUGAAACAGAUCCCAUUUGCUGAAGCUGAUGCCUGCAGACUCCUGGUCUGAAGUUGGGUCCUUACUGAAUAAGCCGGCUUGGGGGUGUCGCUUUCAUCUCGUCAAGCAGUCUUGCUUUUUCUAUUAGAGACAAUUUUGACAGGUGGCAAACUCUUACGGGAGUUGUAGCCAGGAAUCUUGGCAGCUGCAGAAUAGUAUGGUCUAUUGUUUUAAUUGAAUAAUGUUCCUGAUUUUGGGAGUCUCCCUGGUGACCACACCUGGGCUUGAGCAGGCAGUAUUACUGGUGCUUGAAUUUGAACCUCUUUUUAUAUUUAUAUCCAUCUUUUUGUCACAAGCACCUUCAGUCUCUUGUUUCUCAGCACCUCCUUUCUGAGGGUUGAGCUGUAGGCUGUUCAGAUCCAAGCAGACAGGAGGUGCUUGUGUGAACAGGUGAAAUGUGAAAUUGAAUCUUAUAGGACAAAUUAUUUAACCCUCCAUUUAAUAUUUUUGUUCUGAUACUUGUUUUGACU